AUGGCGUAUGUUCCUUCAUCUGUUGAUGUUGAAUCCGAAGAUAAAUGUGUGGAAAAUCUUAGUCAAGUUGUUAAACUUCUUCCUCGUCCAAUAUUUAUUGUCAUGCGUUAUUUUUUUGCAUUUCUUAAUCAUUUAGCAGAAUAUUCUGAUGAAAAUAUGAUGGAUGCAUCAAAUUUAGCAAGUUGUUUAGCACCAACACUUAUGCCAAUACCUGGAGAUAAAGAUCAAGUACAAUAUUUAACACAUACAAUUGAAAUUAUACGUACAAUGAUAACACAUCAUGAAGAAAUCUUUCCAGUAAAUGAUGAUGAUCCAAUCUAUGAAAAAUUUGCUAUUACAAUUCCAAUUGAUGGUGAAGAAGAUGAAGAUGAGGAAGGUGAAAUUAUAAGUGAACGUUCAUUAAGACGAUCACCAAGUGAUGAUGAAAUGGAGAUGGUAGAAGCAGUGGCAUUAUUUGAUUACAAUGGUAGAACACAUAAAGAAUUAUCAUUUAAAAAAAAUCAAAUUUUAUUUAUUUAUAAAAAAAUGAAUCAUGAAUGGUGGUUAGGACAUAUAGCUGGUGGAAAUCAGUCAGGAUUUAUUCCUGAUGGUUACAUCAAGCUUAAAUCCAGACGCCGAGAUUCAGCUCCUGUUCAACAUCGUCCUCAACUUAAUUUAAAACCUAACCCAUCAUCUUCAAUUACUUUACCGACAUUAUCAAAUGAUCACUUAAAUGCUUCUAGUUCAAUCACUUCAAUAUCUCAUACAUGUCAUCAAUCAUCGAAUUAUUCAUUGGUUGAUGAACAUCGUCUUAAAUCAGCAAAAGAAACUGAAAUAGUUGAAGUUGAUUUUGAUAUUAAGAACGAACAAGAAGAAGAAGAAGAAGAAAAGAAUUGUUCUACAAUUGAAAAUCAACCUGUUCCUGCUUCUCGCACAAUCCAUGAUAUAUUAUCACCUAAUUCACCUUCACAAGUAUCAUCAUCAUCAUCAUCACAUGUAACAUCAAUAAAUGAUCAACAAAUAAUUGAUAUCGAUAUAGCAUUACGUGAAAUUCUAUCAGGUAUUCAAACAGUUGAAGAAUGUCAUGCACAAUAUUUUCGUUCAAAUAUACAACAAGAUAUUGAUGCACCUGAUCUUGUACUUAAUUUACCAAAAUCUAAUGGAUUUCUUACAACAGAAACAUCGAAAUCCUAUGAUGAACAUAUAAUAACAAAAUCUUCAUUACCAAUAUCACAUUCAACAAUAAUUAUUGAUUUAACACAUACAUCACGAUCGAAUUCAUCAUCACCUGAAUUAAUUCAGAAAAAUAAAAUUCCACCACCUAUUAUGAAAAAACCAGAAAAAACUUUACAAUUAAUGAAACGUCUUGGUUUACAACAGACAAAUGAAUCAUUAUCUGGUGCUAGAAAUUCAUUAUCAUCAUCGACACAUGUUAAUAUUACACAUCGUCAACAACAAAGACAUUCAAUAUCUAUUUCUAGUUCAUCAAAAGCUACGCAAGUUUAA
Rotaria sp. Silwood2 is the source of this 1485-nucleotide messenger RNA. The record is from the annotation of a GenBank genome assembly. NCBI's taxonomy places the organism in Eukaryota, Metazoa, Rotifera, Eurotatoria, Philodinida, Philodinidae.